Molecule: messenger RNA, 5711 nt
Organism: Pecten maximus
Lineage: Eukaryota; Metazoa; Mollusca; Bivalvia; Pectinida; Pectinidae
Product: cholinesterase 1-like
Cellular component (GO): tricellular tight junction; cell surface; septate junction
Source: RefSeq, a predicted model, not a curated record
UGCAGUCACGUGAUAUCAACUUCCGGUAUGACAGAAACUUCAAAAUGGACAGGUGUUUCCAUAGGUGAUGUAAAGCUAGUUGUAUAACUAUGGCUCUGGAUUUGACAAUUAGUUUAACAUUGACUGUAUUAAUUGUGUUAUUUUCACCGAGUAAAGCCGAUAAUAUCCAGGUUUUGAGCGCCAGUGGCUACGUCAACGGGUUCUCAAUACGUUCCCAUUAUUCCGCCUACGAGAAAAAACGAGUAAAUGUUUUUUUAGGAAUACCCUACGCAAAACGAUUGGAGCAAUAUGAUGAUUGGAGGCGAGACUUCAGGUUUCGUAAACCUGAACCACCUUACUGGCAGGGAGUAUGGGACGCGACAUAUUAUCGGCCCGCCUGUCCUCAACACAUGUGGUAUAUCCGUGAGACUGUGCCAUCUCUACAGAAACGUAACGUCAGUGAGGACUGCUUAUACCUGAAUAUAUUUACUCCAAACAACACAGAUGAGCCCCAGAGUAACAGCCCCAGUUUAUACCCUGUCAUGGUGUUUAUACAUGGCGGAGGAUACACACUUGGCAGCUCACACCAGUACCCAGGUGUCUUCCUGGCCGAGAGGGGUGUUGUCGUGGUAACAUUCAAUUACCGCCUAGGUCCACUUGGAUUCCUCAGCACAAAUGAUCGAAAUUCUGCAGGAAACUAUGGGAUGUUUGACCAAGUACGUGCUCUAGAAUGGGUCAGACUGAACAUUGAACGUUUCCGUGGAAACCCAAAUGUUGUUACCUUAUUUGGUCAGAGCACUGGAGCUUCAAGUGUAGGUCUUCAUCUGUUGUCGCCACGAUCAGACAAGCUCUUCCAGCGAGCCAUCCUGCAGAGUGGAUCGGAUCGAAGUGAGUGGUCCUAUAUAGAGGGCGCUACUGCAGCAGAAUAUGCCAAGGAUCUGGCCUGGGAACUAGGUUGUCCUACAGAUGAUAACUUUCGCCUCGUCCAGUGUAUACAGCUGUACAGAACUGCUGAUGAAAUUGUGAAUGCUUCGGCUAAAAUUCCUACCAAGAACGGGUACGUAGGGAACCCUUGGGGCCCGACAGUGGAUGGCCCUAUAAAUGGAGCUUUCUACGCUUUCCUCCCUGAGAACCCAAAGUCAAUGAGAGAACAGGCCUACUUCAAAAAGAUCCGGAUUAUGGCCGGGCUGAACAAAGACGAGGGAUCACUGUUCGUCCCCAAUCUGAAGACAUUAGAGAACGGUGUAUCCUCGACUGAGUUUGGAAAUAUUGUGAAUGAGUUUUUGGUAAAAAGGAAAGUGGAAGAUUUAACUGGAACCGGGGAAGCUGUGAAAUUUCAGUACACAUACUGGCCUGAUCCACAGAAUGAGUCGAUGAUUAGGACGAGGAUUUCUGACAUGAUGUCGGAUUACAUGUUCGGGACAGGAUUAGACCAGGUUGUCAAAGUUCAGUCGCUGUACAACAAAACCUAUGUGUAUGAGUUUAGUUACUACUCCUGGAACGACUUCCUCCCCACUGGAGAGGUAAAUAUUUACAGGGCAGGUGUGGCCCACGGACAGGAGCUACAGUAUGUGUUUGGCUUCCCCUACAUCAACAAAACUUACACAGAUAUUUUUGGUCUGUUUCCAAGACAACGUUACGACUAUGCAGACAGGAAUGUCAGCGAGUACAUGAUCAGUUUGUGGACAAAUUUCUCCUCUAGUGGGAAUCCCACCCCCAGGACCUUUGACCUGAAGUUUUUCCGUGGCGUGACGUGGGGAGAGUAUAACCUACAUAACCACAGCUACUUCAAAAUCGGAAAUUUCUCCCAUAACAUGACCAACUACCGACAGUCCGAAUAUGGAUUCUGGAGAAAAUAUUUCCCGGAGAUAGCAAUACGACCUUACUAUAUAACAACAUCCAUACCACAGGAGGCAGCUAAGGCGGAGUUCCAGACGGCCACCUGGUCACUGACCGCUUCAUGUGGCCUGCUGGUCAUCAUACUUCUGGCCAUGUGUAUUGUAUUGUACCGUCGACGACCAAAAGACUACUGACAAAAAAGGAGUCUAAGUUUGACUUUCCAUACUUCAUAUUUCAUUUUUACAGUCUGUGUAUUUGAAUGUUUUCAUUAAAACUACAUGUCAUGUGUUUUAGAAAAUGUCUACCUGUCAUUGUCUCCCUUGUUAAUUGUUCACUGUAAUAUAAUGGAAACAUUUCCAUGUAUUUUAACCAUUUACAAAAGUACACUGAUAUUUAGAGUUAUCUCGUAUGUGUGAAUUUUAGUCAUUCAUCAAUUGUAUUGAGUACUAAUUGUCAUCAUAAUUAUAACGAUCAUGAUUGUGAUUCCACAAAAAACCCACCAAAAUAGGACAGCUGUAAUAUUGAUCAAGGUGUUAUGCUCAGAUGGGAAUCAAGUGAAAAGAACAAAAUGUAAAUGUAAUUUAUUCCUAGUUUGGUUGAUUUUUUGAGAUCAAGAUCCUAAAUCUUUUUCAUGAACUCAAAAUUGAUGUGCUUGGAAAUGUAGAGACAAGAUAUUGUAUAAGCAGUAUAGGGCUUGAUCCAACACCAGAUGGAAAAUUAAUCAUAACAGGGUAUAUAGCCAUAUCCCUACAUUCAAAAUGUAUGUUGGUUUUAAGGCUGAAAAUGAUUGAAUUUCGAAUUUCCAAAUCGGGUAAGAAUCAAAAUCAGUUAACAUUUAAUUGUCUUUUAUGUUUUUAAGAUUAAACAAAAGUAGAUUUAAUUAUCAUGGUUGUCAAGUAUCUAUAGGGGGUCAUCUCAAAGGAUAAUGCUGUUCAAUGUUUUUGUCCUUAUUUAUGUCCCCCAAACAAAGUUUGGCGACAUAUUGUUUUCGCUCUGUUUCUUAUCUUUUAUUGAUCUUGAUAGUAAAUUAAUUGUAAAAUUGUAUUCCAAUAGUUCCAUAUUGACCAGCUAUCUGUUACGUCAAUAUCAAGUUAUAGGUGCAAUCGUCACGACGUCAUGUUUGUCUCUAGAAUUUUUGUCCAAUGACUGUCAGAGGUUGUUGGGUUUAUAUCUAUAAGUAGUAAGGGCUAUUCCAGUAAAACAUCUAUCCCACCCCAGGACUCCAGUAAAACAUCUACCCCACCCCCAGGACUCCAGUUUUUGUUAAGGGGAACCACCCAUAGAAUUAAAAUUAAAAAAGAUACAUAGAACAUCCAACCAUGGAUAGAAGUGAUUUAUUUUGGAGUCCUUGGGUCAGGUAGAUAUUCUAAUGGAAUAGCCCUAAUACAGUGUAAUGUAAAUAGAUGUAAAAAUGUAUUUUUGAAAAUUAUGAUGUAUAUAUUCAGUUCUUUGUAUAUAUUUUUAUAGGUGUUUGAUACUGAUAUCAUUAAUAUCACCAUGUACAUGUGUGUAAAACUCCAUAACAUGAAAUGCUGCAAUUUGUAAUUAAAUUUUAUAUCAGAAAUGUUUUGUGCUAAUAAUAAGUGUGUUUAAAUAUAUUAAGGAAUGCACUUCGUACUUCUUUAAAGUAUUUUACCAAAUAAUUAAAAUUUUAACAUGUUUUAUUUCCUUUCAAAAUUAGAUAUUUGUAAAAAUCUACAAUGUGUAACACUGACAAGUUUAUGUAACUUGCUUUAGAAUAAAUAAAUAUACUGUAGGUAUCACAGGCUCUGAGCUGUGACAUCUUACAGUGCCUUUGGUAUAUAAACUGGUGUACAUUUACUAAAAUUACAAUGUAAAAUUGCUUUAAAGCUACGGAGAAAAUUGUGAAAAAUAUUUUCUUUUCUUUUUUUUGCUCUUUUGGAGUUUAAAAUAAAAUUACUUAGAAAAAAAUCAAAAAUCAAAAUAUUAAAGAAAAUUAUGGUCUAUUAAACAUUCUAUUAACAAAAUAUAUUUUUCUUUCUCCUACCAUAUAACUGUGAAAAUUUUAACCAUAAAAAAACAUCAUAUACUGUAUGAAUUGUAAUUCAUAACUCAGUUUUGUAUAUUUCAUGUUAACUACAGAUAUUAAUAUGGUUUAAAGAAUUUUUUAUUUUCGAACAUACUUAUUUUAAUAUCAUACAGAAUAUACUAGUAAUCUGGCAACAAGAACAGGCUGUUGUAUGAAGUCACAUCUCCCAAAUUUGGUGUGAAUUAACUACAGUUUAUCAAAGUUUGUAUCUGAAAUGUUUUGUUGUGUUGUAACUGAAUCAUCCAGAACUCCUUGAGGAAGGUUGCCAGGUACUGACCGUAGGCCGGUGGUUUUUCUCCGGGUACUCCGGCUUUCCUCCACCUCCAAAACCUGGCACGUCCUUAAAUGACCCUGGCUGUUAAUAGGACGUUAAACAAAAACAAACCAAAACAAACCAAAGGAAGCUAUUACUGAGGAUCAGUUCAGCAAAAAAUAUCGGAUGAGUUCAGGAUGGAAACUGAAUAGUGAACACAAACUAAAAUAAGCCAAAAAAGGACAUUUCUUAUUAAAUGUAUAUUUCUGUGUUUCAGACUUGCAUGGUAUGGAACAAUAUAUAUGUAUAUAUAUAUGAUGUAUACACGUACAUUGUACAUAUUCAUCUGAUUUUAAGGAUGUAAUUGAUUUUCCUUGUAAAUUAAUUGAUAUGCUUCCUGAAAUAAUUGCACGAAGACACAAAUGUUGAGUGAUAAAUUAGAUUUGUAACUAUAUAAUGUAAAUCUCAUUGUAAAUAACCACUACAGUAGGCUACAGGCAUUCAUUUUACCUCCUGUCAUAAUUAAAGGUAAUAUAACAUUGACAUUUCACAUGGUCAUUUUCGUAUUUGGUGCAAAAUGUUGGACAACUUGACUUCCCUUUUAACUUCAGGUUUUUUGUAUUGAUUGAUUGCCCUGUAUCAUGUAGACUGUCCAUUGGUCCCCAGAUUAUCUUUAUGUAUGAUUUGUCCCCUUAAUAUAUAUAUAUAUCAAUCUGCCUCCUUACAUUCAGAAUGUCAACCUCAAGGACACUAUAGUGACAGUCUGUACUUCCUAUCACUAAACAGUCUCCAGAAAAAUAUCGACCACGCCCUUCUCCAGCCUAACACUGGGAAAGAUUGGUCCUAAAGAUAUAGGUCAGGCCCUUCUUCAGCCUAACACUGGGAAAGAUUGGUCCUAAAGAUAUAGAUCAGGCCCUUCUUCAGCCUAACACUGGGAAAGAUCGGUCCUAAAGAUAUAGGUCACACCCUUCUUCAGCCUAACACUGGGAAAGGAUGGUCCUAAAGAUAUAGGUCACGCCCUUCUUCAGCCUAACACUGGGAAAGAUUGGUCCUAAAGAUAAAGGUCACGCCCUUCAGCCUAACACUGGGAAAGAUUGGUCCUAAAGAUAUAGGUCACACCCUUCUUCAGCCUAACACUGGGAAAGAUCGAUUGGUCCUAAAGAUAUAGAUCACAUCCUUCUUCAGCCUAACACUGGGAAAGAUUGGUCCUAAAGAUAUAGGUCACACCCUUCUUCAACCUAACACUGGGAAAAAUUGGUCCUAAAGAUAUAGGUCACACCCUUCUUCAACCUAACACUGGGAAAGGUUGGUCCUAUUGUUUUAUUUUUGGUGAUUGACCCUUCAUGAAUAAGGGUUUUACUAACUACACAAUUUUGUAAACAAAUUUUUUUUAUUUUUUUUUAAUCUCGCAUUGGCAGUUAUAUAUCAAUAAUAACCAUACUUUACUAGUAUUUUGAUCUGAUGAGUGUGAGAGUGUAAUCAGCAAAAGAGGGAGGGAGAAUGAUAGAGAGAAUGUUUUGUAUUGAUAUUUUUACAAUUUAGAAAUGAAACAAUGAAAUCACAAAGGGAAAAUAAACUUAAAAACAUGAA